AGCAACAUUUGAUCUUUUAAGCCCUUAUCAGUGAAUGACAAAAUCAUCCAAUUGCGCUGCUGUUGUUAUGUUCACAGGUAAGGCAAACUGCCCUUACUAUGCCAAGGCUGAACUCCUGGCUGACUAUCUCCAGACUAACUUGCCCAACUUCAGGGUUCACAAGAUUAUUCAGCAUCCUGACAAGUGGGAGCAGUGGCUUCAUGACAUUUGUGAAACAAAUGGAUGGGAACACAGACAGUGUCCUAUCAUUUGGAGAGAACUGUUGGACCGUGGAGGGAAGGGUCAGCUUCUGGGAGGACUUAAUGAUUUUCUGGAAUAUGCUCAGCAAUAUUAUGGCAUCACUUCAAUGAUGCUGAGUGAGGAAAUGUUAGACAUUGCUGAAGAAAACCUGCAGGCACAUCUUGAAAUUGUAAAAGAGGAUGAAGAGAUUAAAAGUCUUAUUAAGCCUAUGCAGAUCUGGAUCACGAGUGCAUCAGUUCCAAUCUGUUAUCAUCUGAUCCCUCUGUUGGCAAAUGGAGAAGUGUUUGGGAUGACCACAGAAAUCAGUAUCCAUUUGCUUGACACUGUCCAGUUUAAGGAAAUUCUUCGCAGUAUUGUAAUGGAAGCUGAAGACAUGGCAUUCCCACUUCUCCGCAGUAUUUCAGAGCACACGGGAUUAGAUCAGGCUUUUAUCGAUGCUGAUGUUAUCAUUGUUCUUGAUGAUGUCCUCUUAAACCUUGAAGUCCAAACCCUUGAGAACUACAUCAGAGAAGUGAGUGAGAUCUGCCAAGUGUAUGCUCCCUUGAUUGAGAAGAAUGCCAAGAGUGAGGUGAAAGUCAUUUCAUCAGGAAAAACCUUUGCAAACCUUAAGGCAACAAUGUUAAGGAUAUAUGGCCCAUCCAUUAGGCCUGAAAAUAUCAUUGCCAUUGCCACAUCCUGGGAAAGUGCAGCUAAAGCCAUGCUGGCCAGGAAGCUGAAUAUGAGCACAGCAGGAGUAAAAGAUGUGAUUGUUUGGGGCAAUAUUACUGGGUCUAACUACAUUGAUUUGUCACAUGCAAAACUUUAUGGAUAUGACUGUGCUAUUCGGGGCCCUCCUAAUUUUCAACAUCCUUUGUUGAAUAUGAUUUAUGAUAGCGAAUGGAUCCAUUCAGAAUUCCUGUCUGCACAGAGUACGCUGAGUUCCCGGGUGUCCCGUUGCACAGCAAUGUUACCUGCUCAUGCGAUAGCCACAGUACUGCGAUACUGGUACCAUGGCUCUCCUGGGGAGAUCAUUUCUCUGGGAAUACUUAGUGAAGGUCAGUUUUGCAUUCCUGAAGGAAUUACCUGCUCUAUGCCAGUGAGGUUCCAGAAUGGUAACUGGGAAGUCGUGACAGAAUUAGAAAUUGAUGAAACGACUCAAAAAGUUCUGAGACGGUUGUCCCACGAGCUGGUUCAGGAAAAGCUCGUUGCACUAAAGGAAAUAAACGAAAUGCAACCAUAUGAAGCCGAAUAAAAACUCCACAUCUUCUCCCAAGUCUUUCUCUAUUGCCUUUGCUAUUUAAUUUGCUUUUCAAGUUCUCUGUCCUCCUUCAUCAAAAUAAGAACAGAUGAACACUAAAGCAUGUUUUAGUUUUGUUUUUUCACUUUUUCUCUAUUUUCAGGUUGUGAAAUUCCUGCACUUUUGUUCUCGCCAUUUCUUUCAAAUUUUCAUUCCUACAGACCUUUUCCUUAGUUUGUUUUCUUUCUCACCUCAUUCAGAUUCUUUCCAGUACUUUUAUAUCAAUCCUUUCUGUUCUAUAAGCUGUUCUUCUCUGUUAAGGACAGGCUGAAGAAUGAGGAAACUCUUCGAAGUUAGAUACCCAAAGCUUCUACUGAGCACAAAGCUUUUGGGUUUUCCAUGCUGUUUUCUUGGGAAAGAACUACAGACACAAUAAGAUGUUCUUGAUGAAUACAGAAUUUAAUUAUUUGGCUAAACAUGGCCUUGUUUAACCCAGACAGGGAAUUCCCAAUUAGGUAAGAGUGUCCUUCCCUGUCUACUCUCUACUUGUAUGGCACUGCUGUCCUGUGGAGCUGUCCCAUUCCUCUUGUGUCAGCAUUAAAUGCUAAGCAGAGGCCUUCCCACUGCUAGCAGUGAUGUGCUUAGUUGCGACCUUCUCUUGUGACAUCAGUAUCAGGUGUUCAAGCAUUCCCAAAGUGUCCUGCUUAAUCUCCUUGCAUGUGGAAGUAUUUUAGGAAGCUAACAAAAAUAGCUUAUGCUUUUGCUUUUUUUUACAGAAAUGGAAACCUUGCCUACUGGGUCACUUUAGCUAGAAUUGUCCGGAAGAGAAAAUGCUAGAAAUUCCCAUAUUAAAAUAAAGUUUCCAUUGCUCAAAAGAGCAAACUGGAAAGAAAGU
Messenger RNA from Sturnus vulgaris (Common starling), 2351 nucleotides. It is a transcript of the gene MDH1B, whose product is annotated as malate dehydrogenase 1B. Gene Ontology annotation, biological process: malate metabolic process. Lineage: Eukaryota; Metazoa; Chordata; Aves; Passeriformes; Sturnidae. The record is from RefSeq and is a predicted model, not a curated record. Gene Ontology annotation, molecular function: oxidoreductase activity, acting on the CH-OH group of donors, NAD or NADP as acceptor; malate dehydrogenase activity.